This is a messenger RNA of Adineta steineri, 903 nucleotides long. NCBI's taxonomy places the organism in Eukaryota, Metazoa, Rotifera, Eurotatoria, Adinetida, Adinetidae. The record is from the annotation of a GenBank genome assembly.
AUGCUGAGUACAAAUACAUGGUAUCAUAUCGCAUUUAUCUAUGAUUAUCCAACACGUACUCAGUUCAUCUAUAUCAAUGGUGAUUUGGAUAUAUCACGCAGUGGAAGUGGCCCGUAUUUGGGCUUAUCAGGUGAUUUAACUAUUGGUACAGGAAAUAUAACUAUGCCGGAUAACUAUUUCGAUGGUUGUCUAGAUUCUAUUGCAUAUUAUCCUUGGGCAAAGAAUGCUACCGAAAUAAUGAGUGAUGCAAGUUUCGUUUGCUACCUCAAAUUCGAUGGAAAUAAUCUUAUUGAUAGUGGACCAUUAUCGAUCAGUGGAACAGGAAUGAACUAUUCCUAUACAUCAUCAGGUCGUGUUAAUCAAGCUCUAACACUUUCUACAUUAUCAUCUUAUGUUCAGGUUACAGGCUUAACACGAAUAGGAAUACAUGAUUGGCCAUAUACUGUUUCUAUAUGGAUCUAUCCAACGAAUACUUCUGGUGGAACAAUUAUGCAUUUGAGCAGUCGUCUCGAUGGUGCUCAAAUCAACGGUUGGUGUUUACCUAUUAUGGGUUUAACUUCAUCGGGAGCCAUAGCUAUCAAUAGUUGGAAUAGUACCAACAUCCCAAUUAACGGACCAUUUGUUCCUCUCUUCACAUGGACUCAUGUUGCGGCUACUUAUUCACAUAACAACGGACAACGCUUAUAUGUGAAUGGUAGCCAAUAUGGAACAAGUUCUCUUCCAUAUACUUUCAACGCUGGCGGAGUUCCGAUGACGAUUACACUUGGAAGUUCACUGCUAGGAUUUAACGUUUGUAAUACAGGUACAAUUCAGAUGGGACAAUUCUACGGAUCACUCGAUGAAUUUCAGAUUUAUGCACGUGAACUAUCGUCAUCUGAAAUUUAUGUUCUUGCUACUCCAUGA